Messenger RNA from Saccharomycodes ludwigii, 1683 nucleotides. RefSeq names its product protein-lysine N-methyltransferase (gene EFM1). The record is from RefSeq and is a predicted model, not a curated record. Gene Ontology annotation, molecular function: protein-lysine N-methyltransferase activity. Gene Ontology annotation, cellular component: nucleus. The coding region runs from base 1 to 1683 and encodes 560 amino acids. Gene Ontology annotation, biological process: peptidyl-lysine monomethylation. Lineage: Eukaryota; Fungi; Ascomycota; Saccharomycetes; Saccharomycodales; Saccharomycodaceae. The transcript has a single exon.
AUGGCUCGUUCACAAUCAUCAGAUAUUGAUGGAUGCAUUCAGUGGGCUAAAGAUAAUGGUUCUACAAUCCCCGACUUUUACGAAUUUAAAAAAACACCUGGGUUUGGUGUCUCAUGUUUCAGCGCUGCUAACACCACUACUUCCCAACAAGGAACGCCUCCUAGUAUUAAAGUGCCCCGCAAAUUAUUGAUUACAAAUGAUGUGGCCAAAGAAUAUUUCCAGAUUGCUGAUAAUUUGAAUAACUAUCCAAACAAUACAUUAAUUAAAAGCUUUCUAUGCGUUUUUAAGUUUGGUAACGUUGAUGCUGCUAGAAAUAAUUUUUUUUCCCCAUACAUAAAUGUAUUACCUGAUACAUUGACUACAUCUUUAACAUGGAGUGAUGAGCAAUUAGAGAUGUGCAAAGGGACAGAUUUAUAUUUGAAAACAAAGCGUUUAAGAAACAAAAUACAAGAAGAAUAUGAAAAAUAUUGUGUUCCUUUAUUUAACAAUAGAUCUGAAUGCAAACCCUGUAUUACUGAUUAUUUAUGGGCACAUUCGAUUAUAACAUCAAGAGGGUUCCCAUCUAUUUUAUUGAAUGACAAGAGGAAUUCUGAAAAUGCAUUUUUGUUGCCCAUCAUAGAUUUUUUCAAUCACAAGGCAGAUACAAAAACCAAAUGGACACCUGUUGUAGAUACUAAUAAUGAGGUUAUUGAGAUUGAGUUUUCCACUUUAGAAAAAUAUCCAAAACCAAACUUGGAGAUCUUUAAUAACUAUGGUAUGGAAAAAUCCAACGAAGAUUUAAUUAUCAACUAUGGGUUUUUGUUAGAGGACAACAAGUAUGAUUCUAUUUCUUUGAACUUGAAACUUGGGGAUGAAGAAGCUAUUGAAAUUGCUCGAAAAAUGCCAUAUAACAUUAAGUUUGACGAUGUUCUUGGAGAUGCUGUUAGAUUUGACAUCAAGCGUUCUGUCGUAUUCCCGGUAGAAGUUUUAAAAUUUUUUUCUUAUAUUUGCAAAUUAAGAUCGGAAAAUUAUCUCACGUUGAGAAGCACUUUUGAAGGAUUGGACCAAUUGGCAGGAAUCCUAUCCGGGAAAAUCGCUUUUUUCAAACGGAAAGAUGGUGUUAGGAGCAACGGAUUAACGGGAAGGGACGAUUUGAUCAUCAGAAUUAUUAAAUUGUAUAAAACUACGCAGAGGAAAUUAUUUCAGAAUAAUUUAGAUAUAGUUGAACAUUAUCAAAAGCAACUAAUGGAUAUGAAAAAAAACCAAAUGAUUUCCUUUAAGCAGGUUUUUAAACGUGACAAGAUAUUUGCUAAUGCUUUGCUUUUAGCUUUUGGCUGUGAAAAUUACGAAAGUCUAGGUGCUAAAAAAAUAUUGAAUCAUUGUUUAAUGUUGUGGUUAAUACGAUUAAAAAAUUGUUAUGACAAGGGCGAAGAAUUUGAUUGGUGUCCCUUUUUCAUCAUUGAGAAAAUUUUAGUUAUAGACAACAAUAUUUCAAUUGAGCGGGAAGAUAUUGAAGAGUACGGACCAGUGUAUAAAUCAUUAUUUCCCAAAUUAUCCAGAGAUGUUCCAGAUGUUUUCAAUGUUGGUAAUUGGGGGAUUAGACAGUUUAUUGUUGCAGCUGAAGUCGUUGAUAAGUUAUGUUGGACAAGAGGUGUAAAUAAUGAAACCUAUAUCAUGGAACAAGUUCCAUAUAAUAUUGUGUAG